AUCGCCACAGGCAUCCCUGUGCAGCACGGGGUGUCCCCGCCCUUGACCAUGGCCCCGGGCAUGGGCAUGGUCCCGAUGGGCCCCGUCAGCCCCUCCGGGCCGCCGCCCCUCGGGUCCAAGGUGUUGAUGCCACCCCCGCACUUUGGCGCACCUCCCCCCUUUGGGUAUCCGCCUCCCGCCGGCGCGGCGCUGAUGCCCGGCGGAAUGCUCCCCCCCGGCAUGAUGAUGGGCGGCGCCUAUGCGCCCAUGCCGGCAGCGCCCCUCGUCUACCAGCCGAUGAUGCCGGUCGCUCAGGGGCCGCCGGGCCCCAGCCGCGGCCAAAAGCCCGUCGCCGGCCCUGCGUCGGAGGGUGGGGAGGCGUCGUGA
Molecule: messenger RNA, 366 nt
Organism: Emiliania huxleyi CCMP1516
Lineage: Eukaryota; Haptophyta; Isochrysidales; Noelaerhabdaceae
Exons: 1
Source: RefSeq, a predicted model, not a curated record